Molecule: messenger RNA, 1663 nt
Organism: Nymphalis io (European peacock)
Lineage: Eukaryota; Metazoa; Arthropoda; Insecta; Lepidoptera; Nymphalidae
Product: cytochrome P450 4C1-like
Exons: 11
Coding region: 85-1560 (491 amino acids)
Molecular function (GO): oxidoreductase activity, acting on paired donors, with incorporation or reduction of molecular oxygen; monooxygenase activity; heme binding
Source: RefSeq, a predicted model, not a curated record
GACUUGGAAGGUGUGUUUUACGUUAAAAACCUAAAACAAAAGUUAGAAUUGGAGAUAAAAACUUGUAUUUCAAAAAAAUUGAAGAUGAUUAUCGUAGCAAUUGUGCUUAUCAUAUUAUGUGCCUAUGGGGCGUAUUGGAUCGCUGAUUUAAGACGAUUGGACAGGGCUAUAGCGACGUUGCCAAUCCCACCCGCCUUACCUCUCGUAGGUAAUGCUAUGCUUUUUAUCGGAAGUACUGAGAAAAUUUUAAAAAACCUUGAAUAUAUCGCUUCGUUGGCAUUGAAACAUAAAGGUGCAGUAAAACUGUGGUUAGGACCCAAGUUAUAUAUUGCGAUAGGUAAUCCGGAAGAUGCCCAAGUAGUUUUAGAUAAUUGCCUCGAUAAGGAUGCGGUUUAUCGGUUUUUACGUCCUUGGCUUGGACGUGGACUCUUCAUUGCUCCUCUUGGACUGUGGAAAGCUCACAGAAAAGUAUUGUUACCGAUUUUUCACAAUAAAGUAGUGGAGGAAUACUUGAGUGUUAUUUCUACACAAGCGGACGUGCUUCUCGAACGGAUCGCCGAGCAAUCCGGAAAAUCUGAAUUUGACGUACUGAAAUACAUCACUGCAUGUACCCUAGACAUUGUAUUUGAAACUGCAAUGGGUGAACGAAUGGAUGUCCAACAUACUCCAGACACGUCUUACCUUCGAGCACGUCACACUGUCAUGACGAUAUUAAACAAGCGCUUCUUUAAAGUGUGGCUGCAACCUGAUUUUAUUUUCAAUCUAACUCCUUUCGCUAAACAACAGAGAGAAAACAUUGAGAUCACUCAUAAAUUUACUGAUGAGGUAGUGAAGAAAAAACGGAGACAACAGAAUAUGGCGAUAAGUGACAAUCAGCUUGCUCGACAGCCAAAAACCGUACUCGAUAUGCUAUUCGGACGCGAGAUCGAGUUUACAGAUGAGCAAUUACGGGAACAUAUAGAUUCUAUUACGAUUGCCGGUAACGACACAACCGCGUUGGUCAUCGCUUACACCUUGGUAUUACUCGGUAUUCAUCAGGAUGCACAAAAUAAAGUCCUGCAGGAACAAAAAAAUAUUUUCGGCGACUCUAAGCGAGGAGCUUUAAAAGAAGACAUUUUUAAAAUGAAUUAUUUGGAAAGAGUUAUCAAAGAAAGUAUGCGUCUUUACGCGGUUGUGCCAAUCAUUUCACGUAAUAUUCAUAAAGAUAUUUAUUUGCCACAUAGUAAUGUAACAGUCCCAGCGGGUGCCGGAGCAGUUGUGGGUGCUUUUGCAAUUCAUCGAUUGGAAUCUCUUUGGGGACCGAAUGCUAAUGAGUUCGACCCGGAUAGAUUCCUACCAGAACGUUCUAUUGAUCGACAUCCCGCCGCCUUCAUUCCCUUUAGCUACGGCCCAAGAAAUUGCAUAGGUAGAAACUUCGGUAUGAUAAUAAUUAAGUGCAUCAUAUCCAGUUUUGUAAGGUCGUACAAAAUAGAAGCAAACGACCUAGGACCUCUGAAAAUAGAAAUACUCCUGUUUCCUAUCAAGGGUCAUCAAAUCAAAGUAACAAAAAGAUUGCCGUGAAAACUUUUAAAAUGAUUUUAAGAAGAUCAUAUUUAAGUAAAACAUACGCAAAUGUAAUAAACACACAUGAAAUUGUACUUUAAAAUAAAACGAUGUAUUGCUC